This is a messenger RNA of Raphanus sativus (radish), 1267 nucleotides long. RefSeq names its product F-box protein AUF2-like. Gene Ontology annotation, molecular function: protein binding. Bases 126 to 1073 code for a protein of 315 amino acids. The transcript has a single exon. NCBI's taxonomy places the organism in Eukaryota, Viridiplantae, Streptophyta, Magnoliopsida, Brassicales, Brassicaceae. The record is from RefSeq and is a predicted model, not a curated record.
UAUUUAAACUCUUUUUCACACUCCAGAGUCUACCAUAUACAAACUGUAAGAUAAGAUUCAUACAUAGAGAGAGAGAGAGAUUCAAACACAAACUCUUUUUCUCGAUCAGAAGGUUCUAAGCAACGAUGGACGCUUUUGAUGGACUUCCUGAUCCUAUCGUCGUCGAUAUCUUGGACAAAGUCGGCGACGUCAAAACCUUGCUUCGUUGCAGUUCCCUCUCUAAGCGAUUCUACUCGCUCGUCCCUCAGUCCGAGUCACUCUUCCUCCGUCUCGACCAUGUCGUUUCCACCGAGUCACCACCCGAUUCUCCCGUCAGCAAUUUUUUAAAAUCUUUAUGCAAACCCUUUCACGGUUUGUUCUCUCUGUUUUCUAAACCAACCCCUACCACGAAUCUUUCUCCGGUUAUCCCUUCCAAGAUUCUCUCCCGGUUCGACCGGAUCAAGAACUUGGACAUGGAGCUUCCCGGCGGCGAUGUAAGUCUCGAGAAAGGCGCCGCCGUUAAGUGGAAAGCAGAGUUUGGUAAAACUCUCAAAACCUGCGUCGUCGUAGCGUUUCGCUCCGCCUCCACCGUGUCUUCUUCCUCCGACGGUGAGUCAGACGCCGAGUUCGUGACUGGUCUGAAAACGCGCGUGGAGUGGACGAUAAACGCGUUGAUGGCCGCGUCGACUCGUCACCACCUGAUGAGCCGAGUCGUGAAGGAGCACAAGGAGAUGGAGAGCUUAGUGAUGCAUGAAAGAGGAGGAGAAGGGACGGUAGUGAUGAAAUCCGAGGGGUUGAAAGAGUUUCGAAAGGCGGCGCGUGAUCAAGAAGUCGAGGAGCGCGUGGAGAAAAAACAGAGGAGUGUGGUCCCGAGCGUGAGGAUGAGCAUGAGACACGCUCCGUCGCUUAAGCUAAAGAGUGGCAUAUGUUUAGAAUCCGCAACGCUCGUGAUCGUAAGGCCGAGCCAGGAAUAUUCUGACGUCGGAGAUGAUGAGCUGGCGACGGAGGCUUUCGCCGGGAGUUGUAUGUACGGUGAAGCGGUCGCGGCUUUGUUGAAGCGUAGUAAGAACACCGUGGAUAUGAACUCGUUUUGAUGGGGCCUUGUAAUAACGGGCCUUGUUGGGGCCUUGUGAGAAAUGUUUUUUCUUCUUCUUGCACGUGUGCAGUGUGUGCAUGUUUAUAUCUUAAUCUUAUACUGUACAAAGUUGGCUUCAACGUUCUUCACUUAUAUUAGCAUUUACCAUUUUGGUCAAUAUGUCGAAUCAUAUAUGCGGAUUUUGAUUCUCUC